Amphibalanus amphitrite is the source of this 3698-nucleotide messenger RNA. Its product is annotated as transmembrane reductase CYB561D2-like. The coding region runs from base 162 to 758 and encodes 198 amino acids. The record is from RefSeq and is a predicted model, not a curated record. Gene Ontology annotation, molecular function: transmembrane monodehydroascorbate reductase activity. The transcript has 3 exons. Lineage: Eukaryota; Metazoa; Arthropoda; Thecostraca; Balanomorpha; Balanidae.
CCGUGACCCAUUUCAAAAUGAACAUCCUUCCAAAGGAAAUUCCUAUCAUUUUGUCGCAUAUCAUCAUGUCGCAUCUGCACAGAACAUUUUGCAACAUUAUGCAGGUUUGGCUCUUCCAACUCUAGCUGGACUUUCCAAGAACUUGAUAAAAAGCAGUAGUGAUGCUUUCUGUGGCACUUUUGAUGCCCGUUAUUGGAUAUGUAACAUAUAUCGCUGAGCCAGGAUCAAGUUUGUUUUCAUGGCACCCAAUAUGCAUGUCUUUUGCUUUCGGUGGUCUGAUGAUGGCCGGUGUAGAGGCCGUCUCCGUGUCCACCCGGCGGCGUCCCGGCCGGCUGACGCUCCACUGGCAGCUGCAGCUCGCCGCCGCCCUGAUCGCCGCCGUCGGCUUCACCGUCAUCUACGUCAACAAGGAGCGGCGCGGCGCGGCGCACUUCACCUCCCUGCACGGCCAGUGGGGCGCCGUGUGCCUGACGGCCACCGCCGCGCAGCUGGUCGGCGGCCUGCUGGCGCUCUACGCCGCGCGAGUGCCCAACCUGGUGGCGCCGCGCGUCACCAAGACGCUGCACGCGCUGUCGGGCUCUGUGCUGGCCGGCCUGGGCCUGUACACGGUGCGGCUGGGCCUAGACUCGGUGUGGUUCCGUAACGCGGCGGCGCUGUGGGCGCGGCCGGCCGGCGACCUGCUGCUGGGCCUGUCAGCGCUCGGCCUCAUCUACCGAGUGCUCGUCUCCAGGGGGUACGUGAAACCCAAGGUAAACUGAGCCCUAAGGAGUGGGGUUGUCAGAGGAGAGACGCUGCCUGUUACCGGGUCAGGUGGUUAGGUGUCAGCUGCUACUUGCUAGGGUGGAGGGUGGCAGUCUGGUGAAGGCCUAAUGCCGGGUUCACACCGGAUUCCGGACCGGCAAAAUUCCGUCUGCCGGGCCGGAAAAAUGGCCAAUUCCGUGCCGGAAAAUUGAAAACUGGUGUGAACCGGCAAAUCUGGCAACUUCUUUUGACCGGUCCGGCAGGCCGGAGAACCAGAUUUUCCGGUCCGGCAAAAAGUUGAAAUCAUCUCAACUUUUGCCUUGCCGGAUAGCCACCGUUUGUGAUAUGAAAUUAAGGCACGAGGGGAAUAAUGUUAUGUUUCAGCGCUACAGGACCAAUUUAACCAACGGUGCCCUAAUAGUCUCGCGAUUUUUCACGAGAAUAUAAAAUUCAAGCGUAAAUUUGACGGCGUUUCAUUUUUAUUUCAAAACAUUUGCAUCUCAAACGGAGUGGUAGCUGCAUUUCUGUUUUUGUAUUUCACAUGACUCAUGGCCUUUUCAAAUUAUAAAUUAAUUUCAUUGGUUGGAAAAUAUCCAUGACUUUAUAAUAAAAAAGAUAAAUAUUAUAAGGAAGCGGUGAAAAGGGCGAAUUUGUGGAACAACAUUGCGGACGCGCUGGUUGUAGAAGGAGCGGAGCCAGUAUCUGCAGAAGAGAUUAUCAAGCGCUGGAGCCGGCCGCAGGACAGGCAGCACAAUGUACGUAUUGCUAACUUCCGUCGUCUACGAAGUGGAGCCAGCCGAGCAGAUUCUGAAAUCUACAUUCUACAAGACGCGCUGACAACACUUCUCUGCCCUCGAUGCCCUCCUACACAAGCACAUAGCAGCUCGGGAGGGUGGAGGCAGUUUUGCCACUCAAUCGCAAGUAGAAGAUUCAGGAAAUACGAUGGUACUGAAUGCCAAGGAUAUUAUCCCGCGCCCUGCUGGGGGUGGGGGCGGGGGGGGAUAUUUGAACCCUCCCUGUGGUUUUUCGCGAACAUCUAAAAAACGGCGGCUGUUUUUGGCACACCUUAUCAUGCAUCUUUUCUGCACAUGUAAAAAUUGUAGACCAAGGUCACUUAACCCUCGCCCGCACAUGGGGGGGGGGGGGGGGGGGGGGUUGCCACCCCCCCAGGUAGUCUUUCUGCUCUGCACUCAACAUUUUUGGAGCUAGAAAGCUGAUUUUUCGUAUAGCUGCUCCUCUAUCCUUUCUUGAUGUCCACUGAAAAUUUCAAGUUUCUGUGGUUUUUGGUUUCGGAGAUAUGACCUUGUUUUUCAGGUCAUGUCAUGACCCAAAUGGCCAAUUCUCAACAUCUUGCGUUGGCUAUGGGCCUUGUGAGCUUUUAACACCUUGAUUUCGGCCUUUUAUGCCAAUCCUACCUCCCACCUAUCAUGAAACAUGUUGUUCGACGAUGUACAGAGGUCAAGGUCAGGGUCAAGGUCAACCUAGGUCAUCUAAGAUAAUUGCUUUUUAGGCAAGCUGAAUUUACUUUUUUGAACUUUUUUGACUACAUUUUUGGUAAAAGCUUCUCAGAUCAUGAUUUCAUGUAAUAUGGACACAUAAACAAUCGGUGCACACAUCAGUAUAUACACACACACACACACACACACACACACACACACACACACACACACACACACACACACACACACACACACACACACACACACACACACACACACACACACACACACAGACAUACAAACACAUAUUAUUGACCUUGACCUAACUUGACCUGAGAUGACCUCAGCAGCAAAAACCUGGUCGGGUAGUGUGACAAAGAGGUUCUAGCUGGCUUGGCACCAGAAAACGGCAUCGUCAUCGGUAUAUGACAAGCAGCGCGCUUGAUAUCCAACGGUGACCUAAAACAGCAACAUUUUUUAGUUUGACCUGACCUGGAAGGUCAAUGACUGACCUGAGAAGGUAAAACUGGGUAUCAUUGGAUUCGUCUCUUCCCAAAGAAUCUUUUUGGUCUUUACCGCUAAGCUCUAUCUCCAACAGGAACGAAAUGGCGCGGGGGGGGGGGGUGGCAACCACCCCCCCCCCCAUGUGCGUUCUAGGAUGGGAAAAUGGCAUGUGCGGGCGAGGGUUAACUGUUAAGGUCAGGUCACCAGGUCACUUCAAGUGACCUCACCUCAUACAAAGUUUCAACGUCUUCCAUAUGCUACAUCGAGCGACCGACCUCUUUGAAACUCUCAGCGAUUGAUAAGGGCAACAGUAUGUACACAAUUUAAAUAAAUAACUAUCUCGGAAUUUUGAUAUCGGUGACCUAAGGUCAGGUCAAUUUUGUGACCCCCUUCCCAUUAUAAGUCAAUGGGAGAAAAUUGAUGCCAAGUUAUGCGUUGGCUUGUUGUAAGUCGUCGACAUUCGACCUGAAAAUCGGUGAAAUUCGGCUUUCCAUUACCUCUGGUGACCUGACCUUUGAUUUGACCAAAAAAAAGUGACCGAAUUAAUUUCGUCAUUAAUUUUGACACUCUUUCGAACGCCGCCUUCCCCGUAUCGCUACGUGGCCCAGGAGCCGAGUUAAAAGGGGGGAUGUUAAACACCCCCACCAGCAAGGCGUGGAAAUUUAGGACCCCCAGCGGGGCGCGGGUUAUGGCAGUAGAGUUCAGUGACAGUCAGAUGACCGAUUUUGAGACCCAGCCAUCUACAAGUGUCUUUUUGUCGAUACCCAGCCCGCAUGCUGUAAAUGUUAAAUUGUAUUAAUCUUGCUAAUAUACCUACCAGUGAAGGAUGGACGAUUUUCGGUUGGAUGGAACUGCAUCAGGGACUUGUAAAGCCGUCACACAAGUAGGUAUGUUCGAUUUCAAAAUAAUUCGCGAGAUUGCUUGGUACCUACUUAUCGUACUUGAUGGUUGAUGAUUAUGACAUUUCCGGCUCGACUUUCCGGUUUUCCGGUUCUAGCGACUUUUUUGACAUCU